Molecule: messenger RNA, 3457 nt
Organism: Gallus gallus (chicken)
Lineage: Eukaryota; Metazoa; Chordata; Aves; Galliformes; Phasianidae
Gene: DUSP21
Product: dual specificity phosphatase 21
Exons: 2
Coding region: 2320-3378 (352 amino acids)
Biological process (GO): protein dephosphorylation
Molecular function (GO): MAP kinase tyrosine/serine/threonine phosphatase activity
Source: RefSeq, a predicted model, not a curated record
GGGGCGGUGGCAGCAGGUGGGUUCAGGCACAAAGGCUGAAGUGAUCGCUGUUCCUGGGCGUUUCAAAAACGAUGGAGACGUGGCCCUGAGGGACGUGGUGAGUGGGCACGGUGGGGCUUGGCCAACAGUCGGACUACAUGAUCUUAGCGGUCUUUUCCAACCUUAGCGAGUCUACGAUUCUACGAAACAAGUGGCUCCCAGCUGUCUGUCAGCCUGUCCACCCCCGCUACUGCCCUCGUGGGGCCAUGGGCACGAGCGGCUCAUCUGAGUAGUGCUGCAGCUCUGAGGAACGUACAGCUGCCAAAGCCAGGGUGCACCAGGGUGGUCCUUCUGUCCCUGCAGCCUCUUUGGUGAGGGAAGGCAUUGUGCGCACAUCUCUGGCCAGAUGCUGUCUGCUUGCUGCUGCAGGUGGGAGCUGGAUCCUGGGCUGCAUGUCAGUGCUGGCUGCUGUUGAAGUUUAUCCUGCCCUUGGCUCCAGCCUCAGGCACCAGCACCCUCUGCAGUCGGCUGCAGGCAGCAGAACUCCCUGGAGGUGUCGGGGCACUGAGAUCAGAGCACGUGGUUUUGAUCAGCAUCUCCCAGGCUCUGCUGAGCAGAAACCCUUGCCAGCAGCCUCUGCACGACCAGGUCUGAGAAUCAGCCAGCACCCAGACCCAGCGUGCCAAAGGGUGCAGCACCAGCACAAUUUGAUCACGCAGAUGUCUGGACCAAACUCAGAAGCCCACACUCAGUGUUAAACAUGCCCAUUUCUCCCAGUGUUUUCCAACAAGGAAGACCCAGGGGCAGCUAGCACAGGCCACCCCAGUCUAACAACAUCCAGGCUUCUCCAAAACUCUGCUGCAUUACUUGCUUGUUGGCACUUCCUUGUUUUUCACCACACUUCUUAGUGCUUUGUAGAUCCACUCAAGCCAAUUGAUGUAGGCAGACACCAGCCUGUCCCCAGUGCCAGCAUGAAAGAAGAAAUUUACUGUCUGUCCUAUCCAGGCAGAUGCUGUCCUGAUGCUGAGGUUUUUAAUAACAAGUGGUAUGAAUCUCUUUUAAGGAAAAGCAGAAAAUACUCUGUGCUGCAGCACCACAGCGACGAGGGUGGGGGAUUGGGGUAAAUACCUUCAGUUCUGUGCUUUGUCCAUAAGCUGAACCCUAUCCUGCUUUGGGGAUUCUACCAUUACUCUGAAUAUCCCUGGUUUGGGAUCAAGGCAGAGGAAAGUUGAUAGAUUCUACUUGAUCUUCUGCACCUGCUGCUGACCUCAGCCUGGUCAAUGGCUGCUUCAAGGCACUCUCCUUCAAUACUUCAUUUCUUGGUUGUUUUUUUUUUUUCUCCCUAGUGCCUUAAGUUACCAAGCCUUCUUCUUUUCCCAAUGAAGGAUUCAUUUACACCCUGACUUUCUGAUCUAAGCAGCCAUGACACGUGUUUUGGAUCCUCUCCAAAGGCACAGGAAGGAGAGACACGAGCGCCCCCAAAAAUUCCUAGCUGCUUUACAUCCCUUUCCUAUUGCAUCAGAGGAAAGCAAUCCUUUGGAGGGGUUUUUCCCUCUUAAAGCUGUGCUGCUGCCCAGCCGAUGCUCCCACACCACAUCAGCCUCAUCUAUAUAAAAGGAGGAACACCCGACAGCGAGGGACGGUGCUGUUUAUUGCUGUAGCAGGCUGAGCACUGACUUCCAGAAAGGAUGAGCGGAAAAUCCAGGCAACUAGAUAGGAAAUGCAGCAGUCAGUGCAGCACGGCCUGUGGGAGGAGCUCUCUAGAUGUUUUUCUCAAUCCCUUGUAGCUCAGUAGCAUUGUGCUCCUGUCCCUUUGCUUGUCCCUUUGCCUGGCCACCAGCAGCAGGGGCAGAUGGCUUUCUACCUCUGCGGCUGAACACCUCCAGGGAUUUUUCAAACCUUUCAGAUGCCUUCUUCCACCGUGCCAUUUUUCUCUCUUGUUCUUUCACAAAUUGCUGCUUCAGCUGUUGGUGGUAACGUUCAAUCUUCUUUUUGUCCUCUUCCAAGUGCUUUACCUUUAAGAAAGCAAAUGUAAGACCUUAUACCUGCUAUCCUAACUUCAACAUAAAGAUCUCCAAAGUGAUGCUCAUCUCUGUGAAAGAAGGCAUCCUGCCAGGUCCCUCCCUGCCAUGAAGGCGACUCAAAGCAAAGAAGCUCCAAAAUCCUUAAGUAUCACUUUAAAUACCGAUCUGACAAGAUAAAUAAAUAAAUAAACAAAAGCAAAACAAACAAACAAAAAAAACACCCUGAAAUCAUAGAAUCAUAGGAUGAUUAAGGUUGAAAAAGACCUCCAAGAUCACCAAGUCCAACCCCAACCCAUCCCUGCAAUGCCUGCUAACUAUGUCCUUCACUGCCACGUUUCCACUGCAGGAUCAUCCCGGGUACCAAAGCAGCACUGGUUUUGCUGAUAAACUCAUGCUAAUUCACUCUCAACAGCCGUGCUGCCCCAAAUCCUUGAAACCCACAACUCUACGUGUUCUGCUGAGCACAGAGCACACAGGUGACCAUCAGCCCUGGUUCAGGAAUGAGGCAAUGGUGAACAGAGGAAAAGACAUCCCAGCUCCCUCCUGUGAGGCUGCUGAAGGGGACUCCUCUACACAUCAGCAUCCAGCUCUGCCUGAUGACACCACAGAUCAUAAUUCCAGGCUCCACCUGGCAUCUCCACUUCCUACAGGAGAGGGCAUCUCACCUGCUAUGGCUCACAAACUCAUUACUGCAGUGCUCAAAGUGCGAGGCCCUAAAGGGGCAAUCAGGCAGCUGAGAUGUUGCAAAACCUUUGGCUCACUCCCAUUCCUGGGAGGACAGGGAGGAAGGAGGAGCAGCAGUGGCCACCGCUGCCACAGGACGAAGGCGCGGGCUAUGACAGCUGCGCUGCACCUCCAUAGGCACAGGCUGUCCCGCAUCACCCCCUGCCUCUACCUCAGCGAUGGUGUGGCUGCAGGCAACGCACAGCUCCUGGCUGCCAACCACAUCACCACCGUCAUCAACGUCUCCCUUGAGUUGGCCAACAUGCUCCACCCCGGCAUUGAGUACCUACGCAUCCCGGUGGCUGACAGCCCCACUGCCCGCAUCUCUGCCUGCUUCAAUUCUGCUGCCGACUUGAUCCGCAGUGUGGGUGAGCGUGGGGGCCGCACGCUGCUGCACUGCGCAGCUGGGGUGAGCCGCUCGGCCACCGUCUGCAUAGCCUACCUGAUGAAGCACCACGCCAUGUCACUGGCCAGUGCCCAUGCUUGGGUCCGGUCGUGCCGACCCAUCAUCCGGCCCAACAACGGCUUCUGGCGGCAGCUCAUCCACUACGAGUAUUUGCUGUUCGGCAUCAACACCGUCCACAUGGUCCACUCGCCCUUUGGGAUGAUACCUGACAUUUAUGAAAGGGAAGCGAGGACGCUGAUGUUCUGAGUGUGGCCCAGAUGGGAACCAGGGGAAGUAGAAGGCGGAGCUGCAGCAGAGUUCUGAAAUAAACUCUCGUUGUCUGGCA